Molecule: messenger RNA, 753 nt
Organism: Puccinia triticina
Lineage: Eukaryota; Fungi; Basidiomycota; Pucciniomycetes; Pucciniales; Pucciniaceae
Exons: 3
Coding region: 1-753 (250 amino acids)
Source: RefSeq, a predicted model, not a curated record
AUGAUUGAUCCUUUCGAGGGUCGGGGUCUCCUUCGCCCACCUCUGAUCGGGGCCCCUCCGAUCGGGGGCCAGAUGGCCAAAGCGAGCCAAAGUCAUGCACAACGAAAGCGUCGCACCACGCACACCAAGUUGGACCCGGGACGAAUCGACGAGGGCUGCAGGGCGAGGACCGAGGCGAGCGAGACGCAGCGGAGAACAGAUGACGAUGAUCGGGUGGGCGUGGAAGUGCGGCAGACGAUAUGGACGAAGCGGACGGCUCGGCCAUCAGAGGCCGCGAGGCCAUCAGCAAGGCCGUCUUCGGAGGACGGGGGCCGGCCAGAGACGAUGAUGCGGAUGCUGCAAGCGCGAUACCCGGGGAUGACAGCGAGCCAACUGCCGUCGUUGACGGCGGCAUUCGUGCUGCUCCACGAGCUGACGGCGUUAGUCCCGAUGGUGGUGAUCUUCGGGAUCGUCCAGGUGACGGGCACGGGCGCCAGACUGGUCCAGGCCAUCCGCGACGCCCUUCCGCCCUCUCCCCCGUCCCCCCAAGACCCUCAUCAACACCCCGCGCCCUCAGAAAACACCUCCCUGGCUGCCUCCCUCUCCGCUGCUAUCGACAACAGCGCACUCAAAGUCUCCAAGAUCGCACACAAAUACGGCUACGACUCUGCUGAGGACGACGCGGGGGAGGACGACGACGAGGGCAAAUCGAUGCUCGAUAACGGGGUGCUCGCCAGCGGCUUGGUCGCCUAUCUUGCCGUCAAAGUUGCAUGA